CAGCGCUUCCAAGUCUAGAGUCCAGAUUUGAGAGCCUUUCGCCUUCCGUCCUCUGCUACGAAGUUUGCGCAGCCUCCCGCUCCCUCGCGUGCCUCUUACGCCAGCCUCCUGCCGGAACUGCCCUCUCAGAGUAGCGCUCUGGCGCAGCUGUCGGCGUACGAGGGGCCUAAGCCGGCUUUUACAAGCCUCGGACUGGAGUGAUCGCUCGGCCGGCGGACGUCGCGGGGAAGGCGGGGACGAGUCGGGAGUCCGGAUGCGGCCGUUUUCCACCUCGAGGGCGGCCAGCAUCUGGUGAAAAUGGCAGCCAACCGCCAGCAGCGCUGGAGGCCCUGGGGAAGAUUGGCGCAGCCACAGCCGGAGAAGGAGGAGGUGUCUGAAUGCGUGGGCCGGCAGCUGGGCGAUCCGGGGAAGUUUGCCUACGCGGCCCUCUGCGCUGUCUCUUUGGCAUCAUUGUUUCCCGAGGAAGAGGAAAGGCCAUACAGGACAGGUUUUGUGGAGAGCCUGGUGGAAUGGCUGCAGCUUUCAGACGCCGUCCUGCCUGCUAUGUUGGCGUUUGUUGGUGGUCUGGGGGGCGAAGGGACGGAGACCUUUGCGCAGAUCCUCUUGAAGGAGCCGCUCAUGAAAGACGACCCCAGCAUCAUCACACAGGAUCUUGUGUCCUUCUCUCUCAAGGACGGCACCUACGACGCCCGGGCAAGGGUGCUCCUUUCCCACAUCACCUGGCUGCUGAGGAUUCCCCCAGCAGAACUGGAAGCUUCGGAGGAGCGUCUUCUUGAGUGCCUGAAAGAGGAGGAAGAGGAGGAGGAAUCUGAGACGGCCGCAGCUGCGCGGAAGAAGAAAGAGAAAAACAGGAGGUUGAAGAGGUACCUGUUGAUCGGCUUGGCGACUGUUGGUGGGGGGACAGUAAUAGGUCUGACAGGGGGCCUGGCUGCCCCCCUGGUGGCAACGGGAGCAACGGCGAUCAUUGGCAGCGCUGGGGCUGCUGCCCUGGGCUCAGUGGCCGGGAUGGCUGUCAUGGGGUCGCUCUUUGGAGCUGCAGGAGCUGGACUCACAGGUUACAAGAUGAAAAAGCGUGUGGGGGCCAUUGAAGAGUUUGAGUUCCUGCCCUUAACGGAAGGGAGGCAUCUCCACCUCACCAUAGCCAUCACCGGCUGGCUCACGACUGGCAAAUACGGGAGUUUCACGGCUCCCUGGAGCAGCCUUCUACAGUCCAAAGAACAGUAUUGCUUAGCCUGGGAGAGCAAGUACCUGAUGGAACUGGGCAACACGCUUGACACUUUGCUGAAUGGAUUAGUCAACGUCAUGGCUCAGGAAGCCUUGAAAUUCACUGUCUUAUCAGGCAUCGUCACUGCGCUUGCAUUACCCGCCUCCCUGCUCACGGUGGCCAGCGUGAUUGAUAACCCCUGGGGAGUGUGCCUCCACCGCUCGUCUGAGGUCGGCAAACACCUGGCUCGAAUCCUGCUCAGCCGGCACCAGGGCAAGCGGCCGGUUACCUUGAUCGGUUUCAGUCUUGGCGCCAGGGUCAUCUACUUCUGCCUCCAGGAAAUGGCCAAGGAGGAAGACUGCAGAGGCAUCGUCGAAGACGUGGUCCUUCUAGGGGCACCAGUGGAAGGGGAAGCCAAAUACUGGAAGCAAAUUGCCAAGGUCGUUUCAGGAAGGAUCAUCAACGGCUACUGCAGGGGAGACUGGCUGCUGAGAUAUGUCUAUCGGACAUCCUCUGUUCAACUCAACGUCGCUGGACUUCAGCCGGUUAACCUGGACGACAGGAGAAUGGUGAACGUGGAUCUCUCAUCGAUCGUGAGCGGCCAUCUGGACUACAUGAAGCAGAUGGACACGAUCCUGAAAGCCGUGGGUGUCAAAACGAAGCAGUGCCGCCUGGAAGAGGAGGGUAGCCUCGCCACUCUCUCCACUGAGCUUGAGGAGGACCGGGAGCCGGUACCAUGCGACGCUCAGGAAGAGCAAUGCAUCGUGGGAGAGGAAGGGCCCAGCGGUACCAAUGAAGGCGACGUCAACGGUGAUGACCACUGGGUGUGGGAGCCGGUUUCCAGCCACAGUUCGGGCCCAAAUGACCUCCCGCCACCAGCAGAGGCGGUUUCUGGACAGGGUGAAAUCUCUAGUGCCGCAAGGGACCAGGACGCAGCCGGGCUAGAAGAGCCUUUUCCCACCAGCUCCUCACAUUCCCAAGAACUUUCCAGCUCCGCAAGCGCCCCUCUGACUCUCAGAUAACAUAAUGAGGCGCCGCAGCGUG
This is a messenger RNA of Podarcis raffonei (Aeolian wall lizard), 2248 nucleotides long. RefSeq names its product transmembrane and coiled-coil domains 4 (gene TMCO4). Bases 298 to 2226 code for a protein of 642 amino acids. The record is from RefSeq and is a predicted model, not a curated record. NCBI's taxonomy places the organism in Eukaryota, Metazoa, Chordata, Lepidosauria, Squamata, Lacertidae. The transcript is spliced from 14 exons.